AUGAAAAACCCUAGUUUGUAAGGGAGCACAGCCAAACAGCAUAUAAGAUUCCUAAUCUUAAUAUUAAGUUGCAUGGCUAUAUUCUCUGACUAUUAUAUCAUUGAUAUUCCUGCAGUAAUAUAGAUGCAACUUGUUGAUUAUUUUGCUCCAAUUUAUGGCAAAGAAAAUACUGAAAUUUUAUAUAGUUUUUUAUAUACUAUAUACUCACUUCCUAACGUUAUUCUUCCUCUUUUUGGAGGAGUUCUCACUGAUAAAAUUGGCUACAGAAAAAUGACAAUAGUGUUUGUCUUUUUUAUUACUUUAGGAUAAGUCAUCAUAUCAAUGGGAAUGAAAUUCCGUAGUCUUGAGCUCAUGAUUUUUGGUCGUUUCGUAUUUGGAAUUGGAGGUGAAUCUGUUAAUAUUUGUAUUAAUACAUUGAUAGUCAAUUGGUUUUAAGGAAGUGAAUUAUCUUUUGCCUAAUCAAUAAAUCUUAGCAUGAUCCGUGUAGCUAGUAUUUUAAAUACCUUCUUAACUCCUAGAAUCGCUGAAUAUAGAUCAAUGAACACUUGCUUUACAUUUGGAGUGUUUGUCUGUCUAUUUAGCAUGUUUAGUUCUAUUUUACUAGUUUAUCUUGAUUAUAAAUUAAAUAACUAAGGACUAGUUGAUCAAAUAAUGGCUUCCUAACCAUAAUAACAAGUUUCUAAUUGGGAAUACAUCAAAAAUAUUUUCAAGAAAAUACAAAAAAAUACUUCUAAAUUUACUUAGAUUUUUUGGGUGUUAACAUGCUUGAUGGUUUCCCUAUAUAUUACAGUCAUUUCAUUUAAUACUUUCUCAAGUUCUAUUUUAACUGAUUUGUGGCUGCCAAAGGAAAAUUCAGUUUAGAGAAACUAAGAAAUUGCUGGUGAAAUGAUGAGUGUACCUUAUAUAAUGGCAUGUCUUUUAUUCCCAGUUUUUGGUUUAAUUUGUGAUAAAUAUGGAUAAAGAGUAAGAUUACUCAUUUUCUCUAGCUUUUUAACUUUGAUUUCAUUUAUACUACUUCCUUUUGUAUAUCCUAUUACUUCAUUGGCAAUUUUAGGAUUCAGCUAUGCUAUUUUUGGGGCUGUUAUUUGGCCAACUGUUUCUUAUGUUGUUCCUUCAAAAAGAUUGGGUAUUGGCUAUGGUUUGAUGAGUUCUAUUUAAAAUUUAGGCACUGGACUUAUGCCUUUAAUAAUUGCUUUUAUCAAAGUCUAAGGUAAUUCAAUAACCGUUGUGAUAACAUUCUUGGUUAUUUCUCUGGUUUCAAUAUAUUUGUCAUUUGUUCUUCAAAGAAUUGACUCCUAAUAAAAAAUAAGUCUAAAUGAGGCAGACUAGAACUUAAUCAUGCUCAAUUUAGAAGAAAAUAAUAAAAGUAGCUACAGAAGUUCAGCUACUAGUUCAUAAUAAGAAAAUGAAUUCAAGAAAAGCAGUACAAACGAUGAAGAAGAUGGAUUAAUUUCAAGCAACAAUCAUGCAGAAAUAUUUAGAGAAACUUAAGAAGGAAUUGAAAAUUAAAAUGCAGAAUUUUAAGAUGAUGAAAAAUAAACUCUGUAUAUUUGA
Molecule: messenger RNA, 1554 nt
Organism: Tetrahymena thermophila SB210
Lineage: Eukaryota; Ciliophora; Oligohymenophorea; Hymenostomatida; Tetrahymenidae
Product: MFS transporter
Exons: 9
Biological process (GO): transmembrane transport
Molecular function (GO): transmembrane transporter activity
Source: RefSeq, a predicted model, not a curated record